Molecule: messenger RNA, 2390 nt
Organism: Aricia agestis (brown argus)
Lineage: Eukaryota; Metazoa; Arthropoda; Insecta; Lepidoptera; Lycaenidae
Product: protein PFC0760c-like
Exons: 3
Coding region: 15-2390 (791 amino acids)
Biological process (GO): regulation of DNA-templated transcription; double-strand break repair via homologous recombination
Source: RefSeq, a predicted model, not a curated record
UUAGAUUUAAGAUAAUGGAAGAAGAUAUUGGUAAAAAAAUUAAUAAUUUCGAAAAAAUACUAAAAACUUAUUGUGUUUCAAAAUCAUUGUUGUACAGGGACAAAAUAAAUGAAAAAGAGUCCCAAGGUCUGAGGUCCGAAGAUGUAAUUAAAAAUAUUUCUAAGCAAAUUAAAGCCUUAAAUUACAGUGAAACACUUAGCAAAACCGUUAACAAUAAACUAAAAACCUACAAGGAGUCUAGAUUAACAUCCAUCAAUAGUAUGUUUUCCUUGGAAUUGGAACCACAACAAAAUCAUCCAGUGGCUAGUAACUUUGAAAAUCAAUGGGGAUUUGACACACAACUUAUAGUAGCAACUAAGGAUGCUGAAGCCUUAAAGGAAUUGCACACUGGUGUAACUCAAGAAUUUGAGACUUCUUUUGAUCAAAAACCUGAAAUUAUUUACAGUCAGGGUAAAGUAAAUAUUGAUAAUAAAAGUUGUAGUAAAAGUAAGUUAAAAAUUAAUAUUUCAUCACCACACCAAAUACUUCAAGACACUGUUUUAAACAACUGCAAUUUGUCGCAUUUGGGGAAUGAAGAGAGUAACAAUGACAAUGCAAUUGAUGAUUGUAAUUUGCAAGACCUUGUAUUGGAAUGUGAUACUAUUUCUUCAAGUCCAAUUUUAUUUUCUAAAAAUGAAAAAGAAUGUCACAAUACUUCUAUCUUAUUGGAGUCUUUUGAGAAGUUUGAGGCUAUUGCUGCACCCAUAGUUUAUGAGAACUCUGAUGUAGAAGCAGUGAAAAAAAUUAUCAACUUAAAACUUUUACAUAACAACCAAGCUCAAGUGACAUCUGAAGAAAUACAAUAUGAAGACAAACAUUAUGAAACUGCAUCCAUCCAUCUUAGUCCGAUUUUAAAGUUAAAAACUGACCAAGAAGUAAUAAUGAGCCACAUAAAUUGUCAUUUAUCAAAUAAAGGUGACUUUCUUGAUGAAGAUAUUAUAUUUAGCAGUGAUGAAAAAACUGAAAAUGAUUACAAUGAAGUAGAAGAAUUGCCAUUGACUUGCGCUUUGCAGACAUCAUUUUACGAGCAAGAAUCUGACUUAGACAAAACUAUUUAUGUAGGAUUCCAAACAGCAAGCAAUAAAUCGAUACAGGUCUUAACCAACUCAUUUACAAAAGCCAAGAGUAUUCUGAAUGAUUGUUAUAAAAUCAGUAAACCAAUUCAAUCCUUAAGCUUAUCAGAACUAGUUGAAGUAUAUGAUAGCGCAACAAUAGAGAAAAAAGGAGAUUAUAAGUCUCAAAAAACAAGUUUUGAUACAGGAUGUGGAACUAAAGAAAAUGUUUUUAACAGUUCAUUUCAUAAUAAUGACAAAGAACAUAAACCACUUAAAUUUAGUAAUUUUGACGAUAGUGUACUUCUUAAAACAAAUAAAGCAGUUAUUUGUACUCAAGAACAGAUUAAGAUAGAUGAUUACAUGAUGCAGGAGUUUGAAGAGAACAUGUGUAUAAAUGACAAUAAACUUCAUACUAAUUCAGAUGUAUCUAAACAUCCUGUAAUAUUUAACAGGGCUGAAGAAUAUAUGUUAAAUGACAAUACUAAUGCACAUUCAGAUUAUUGCAGUAUUCCAAUUUCCACUUCUAAUAAUGAACAAAACAAAACGAGCUUAGAAGAAAAAUUAAUCGAGAACUCGGGCAUGGACGAUGGAACCAUGUAUCAGAAUAAUUACGAAAGAGAUAAAAUGAAUAAAAAUGAGAACGUAAAAAAUGAACUGCUUACAGGAUUCAAAACUGCUUCAAACAAAUGUAUAAAUAUUUCUAAGGCAUCUUUACUAAAGUCUAAAGAAAUAUUAGAAGAAGUCAAUAUUGAAAGUAAUCUUACAACCGCUAACCUUCAUAGUAAAAUGGUGAAAAAUAAAAAAUUUCAGGGAUUUAGCACAGCUUCUUCAAAACCGAUAAAAAUUUCAGAUAAAGCUUAUGUAGAAUCAGAUAAAAUAUUUCAAAGUAACAAAUUCCCGCUUGUUAUGAAUGAAAAUCAGAAUUACAACAAUAAAGAAACUACAGAAAACACUCAAAAUAACAGGCAAAUAUUUGAGAUAGAACACAGUAAAAUUGACACUCAUUCUGGAUUUAAAACUGCAUCUAAUAAUUCUGUUCAUGUUUCAAAAGAUGCUUUAUUAAUAGCAAAAAAGUUUUUACAAGAAUUCAAUUUUGAUAAUUAUAUCGUUAUUAAUAACAAGAAAGAAUUAGUUUCAGAAAAAGAGACUUUGAGAUUAAUUAAAGAAGGAUCUUAUACUGAUUCCAAUAACCCUACUAGUGUUUCAGAAGAAGAUUUUGAUAACACGAAAAACAAUUUAGAAGAAUUUCGCCUGAAAAAAAAUAAAGAAAAAAAUGAUAAAGUUGGAACUGCUUAA